CCUACUAUACCUGAGGAGUAUACACCAUUCAUCAAUGAGUUAUGGAUACACGCUCGAAAACAUUAAGACGGCCCGAUUUCAAUAGGGUUCUCGUCGCGUUGGGCAACAAGAAAGAGGCAAUACAAAAACCUAGCCUCGCGACGAGCAAAAGUCUCAAAACCAAUUUAGUAGGGAACACAGACAGCGACAAGGAAAAUACUGCUUUCGAUGUUGCGUUCCAACAGCACCUCGAAAAGCUCCAGACAGAGGAACGGAACACUUUUAAGAAUGCUUACGACCAGAUAACCCCAGAGGCUCUCCUCGACAAAGUCAAACUCUUUGACGAAGCCCACAAUAAAGGGUCGUUUGCCCGCAAGCGCAUUGGACCACUGGAGAAGUUCCUCACUGUUCUCGACGGACUCGUGAAAAGUGUCUCAAUUGGCAUACAGGCCUACCCGGACGUAUCCUCUCUCAUAGUUGGAGCAGUCAAGCUUGUGGUCGACCUUGCGCUGAGAUGGGUGACGUUCUUCAACAAAUUUGCGGACAUGCUAUGUCAGUUCUCCGAGUACCUGCCCAGCUUGGAGAAGUAUGCCAAAUCCUGCGAUGAGAGAAUUUUGCAAGACGCCCUUGCGAAUGUUUACGGAGACCUUCUCGAUUUUUGUAAGAGCGGGCGUUCUAUAUUUGUACACGAAGACGGCUCUAAGAAAAAGCACGUUUCCCUAAGGAGUCUCCUCCGCGUUCAGUGGGAGCCUUUCGAGAUCCGUUUCGGGGAUAUCAAACAGCGCAUCGUCAACCACAUCAAUCAAACUUUCUACAAUGGAUUUCAAAGGUGAAUUUUGAGGAAUCACAUGACAGAAUAUUCGCCAGAAGACACCCCAACACCGCUCAGUGGAUUUUCCAAACACCGGAGUUCGAAGAGUGGUUCAGCAACACUUCACC
Molecule: messenger RNA, 918 nt
Organism: Mytilinidion resinicola
Lineage: Eukaryota; Fungi; Ascomycota; Dothideomycetes; Mytilinidiales; Mytilinidiaceae
Exons: 5
Coding region: 42-812 (256 amino acids)
Source: RefSeq, a predicted model, not a curated record